AUGACUUCCACAACUCUGCACGUCCGCGCGGAGACUAAGCCACUGGAACAUCGCUCCGCAGUCACGCCAUCAAUUGCAAAGCAAUUGGUCGAUGCGGGCUACACUGUCAACGUUGAGCGUUCGAAAUUGAGCAUAUUCGACGAUGCUGAGUAUGAAGGCACCGGAGCUAGUCUGGUGCCAACAGGCUCCUGGAUAGAUGCGCCAAGUGAGCACAUCAUCGUUGGUUUGAAGGAGCUGCCGGAGGAGGACUUCCCGCUCAAGCACACACACGUUCAAUUUGCGCACUGCUAUAAAGGACAAGGAGGCUGGCAGCAAGUUCUGGGCCGCUUCCCUCGCGGUAAGGGCACUCUGCUCGACCUGGAGUUCCUUGAAGAUGAGCAAGGCAGGCGAGUUGCAGCUUUCGGCUACCAUGCAGGGUUCGCGGGUGCAGCGUUAGCGCUCAUGGCAUGGUCGUGGCAGCUCACGCAAGGCAAGGAUGAUGACAUGCCUGGCGUAACGCCAUACGAGAACGAAGAUCUGCUUGUCGAGGAAGUGAAGAAGGCUGUCGAAAAGGGAAAGGCGGCGGGUGGUCACCUGCCGCGAGUUCUUGUCAUCGGAGCGCUAGGACGGUGCGGAAGAGGUGCUGUCGACCUUUGCACUAAGGCUGGUCUCAGCGACAUUCUGAAAUGGGACCUCCCAGAAACUUCGGCCAAGCCCGGACCAUACCAGGAGAUCAUCGAGUCGGACGUCUUCGUCAACUGCAUCUACCUAUCCGCCAAGAUCCCGCCGUUCAUCGAUCAUAAGUCACUCUCAUCAUCGAGCCGCAAGCUGGCCGUUGUCUGCGAUGUCUCCUGCGACACCACCAACCCUCACAACCCGAUCCCGAUCUAUAAGAUCAACACCACCUUCGACAAGCCCACCGUCCCGGUCAAGCUCCUCUCCGGAUCGAAUGACUUGCCAUUGUGCGUUAUCAGCAUAGAUCAUCUCCCGUCGCUGUUACCGCGAGAAGCCUCGGAAGCGUUCAGCGCUGCGCUCCUCCCGAGCCUGCUGCAGCUCAAGGACUGGAAGAAUGUGCGGGUAUGGCAGCAGGCGGAGAAGCUGUUCAAGGAGAAGUGCGCUUCGCUGCCAGAGGGUGCCGUAGACGGUCACGCCGAGUUGAUCGCAAGCCAGUCGUAG
Saxophila tyrrhenica is the source of this 1155-nucleotide messenger RNA. RefSeq names its product Saccharopine dehydrogenase (gene LYS1). Bases 1 to 1155 code for a protein of 384 amino acids. Lineage: Eukaryota; Fungi; Ascomycota; Dothideomycetes; Mycosphaerellales; Extremaceae. Gene Ontology annotation, cellular component: cytoplasm. The record is from RefSeq and is a predicted model, not a curated record. Gene Ontology annotation, molecular function: saccharopine dehydrogenase (NAD+, L-lysine-forming) activity. The transcript is spliced from 5 exons.